Messenger RNA from Anneissia japonica, 9000 nucleotides. RefSeq names its product RAB11-binding protein RELCH homolog. The transcript has 20 exons. Gene Ontology annotation, cellular component: recycling endosome; trans-Golgi network. NCBI's taxonomy places the organism in Eukaryota, Metazoa, Echinodermata, Crinoidea, Comatulida, Comatulidae. Gene Ontology annotation, biological process: intracellular cholesterol transport. The record is from RefSeq and is a predicted model, not a curated record. The coding region runs from base 182 to 2782 and encodes 866 amino acids.
UCAUCUUAUCCCAGCGAAAGAGACCAAAGAUGCAGGAUGUGGUGAGGAUGUGGUCCUGGAGGAACAACCUGAAGAGGUGGAAGCAGAUCAGGCACAGCUGGCUGAAGAUGAAAGGAAUAAAUUUGAUGAGCAAUUGAUCAAGUUGAAUAAUCAGGUCAUUGCCUUAAAUGAGGAAAACGAGAUGCUGAAAACACAGAUCCAAGUGCUUGAAAGAAACAUUGAGGAAUUAAAUACACCAAAAAUGUCAACUUCUAAGAUUAGUCCAGUUGCAACGCCAAAGAAAAAUGAACCUACCUCUGUAGACUCUAGAGGGCAGCAGAUAGAUGUAUGUCUUGAGGCAGACUCCAUGAUUGUCCAAGUGGGUUCACCAGCACCAUCACAGAAUGCUUCUGACACAUCAUCGGAUCCAACAACCUCUGAUAAGCCGCUUGAGAGGCGAGAUAUCAGUGAGAGAAAUGUCACAGGUGGUGCCGAUCUGGAGAGAAGUCUUGUGCGAGAGGAGCCCGAAGGUAGAGCUGAGGAAAAACUCAACAGGCACAUCUCCGAUGCGUUCCGAGAAGCCAUGACCAGUUUGACUUACUCUGACAGCAUUCUAGAGGGUAGGCUAGCUGAGGAAGUUUCAAAAAUUGCCAGAAAUGAUGAGGGUGUUGUUCUAAUGCUAGCCCGCUGCCUCCCCCAUAUAGUCCCUAAUGUUUUGCUAGCUAAAAGAGAGGAGCUGAUUCCUGUUAUACUUUACACAGUUAGUCUACAUCCGGACACUAGGGAACGUGAUAAGCUACUAAACAUUUUAUUUAACCUCAUUAAGAAGCCUGAUGAAGAGCAAAGGCAAAUGAUUCUUCGUGGAUGUGUGGCUUUUGCCCAACAUGUUGGCCCAGCUCGAUUAGAAGAAGAAUUAUUACCACAGUGCUGGGAAGAAAUUAGUCAUAAGUACCCUGAGCGGAGACUAUUAGUUGCAGAAUCAUGCGGUGUGCUGACCCCCCAUCUUACUAAAGAAAUACGUAGUUCUCUUCUGCUGUCCAUGCUUCAAAUGAUGUUGGAUGACAAAGCCAAUGAAGUUCGUCAGGCAGUCAUCAAGAGUCUAGGCGUUGUGCUCACUUGGGUUGAUGACCAAGAUAAGUACAACCUAGGCUGGGAGCUCCUGUCAAGAGGCCUGCAUGACAGCUCAGAAGCAGUGGUCGAGACAACGUUAAAAGUUCUAUUACCAUCUUUUACCUACUGGGCUUUGGAGCUUGGUCGGCUAGAAGAACAAGUACUUGGACAGUUGUUAAAAAAACUUGAAGAAGCAGUCAAGAAAUUAAAAAGCAGUUCCUCAGCGGACAACACCGGGGAUGUGCAGUGUGUCCACCUGUAUUGUCAGACUUUGCAAACCCUGACGCCUUUAUUAUUUGCAGCCGUCCUCCGGUCUGGUCCAUUCACUCAAGGACUUGAUGUUGAAGGGGCUGUACCAUUAGAAGUUACUAGGUUCCCAAAGGCUUAUUCUGGACUUUUAGAUCUUUCUGUUUUAGUUGGAAAUCGUGAGCUGCUGGCGGCCCACGUGGGGGCAUUUGAAAGUCACAUAGGACAGAGCAAUCAUGAGGAAUGGGACGUGUAUAGCUGGGUGCUAAAGGAAUAUUUACCAAGGCUACUAGAGGUUAGCUGCAAUCUAGAAAUGUUUUAUGUUGAUAGUAUAAAAGCUCUUUCAAAAGUUAUACAUAGCCUUUCUAAGACUUUUGGCAAAAGUUUCACAGAAACAAGGCUCAAACCCAAGUUUCAAGCAAUGCUAAAUGUACCAGAUGAGCAAUAUGAUACAUUAAUUAAAUCCGGUCAGUCAGCAUUAACCAAAGCCAUAGUCCCUGUGUACGUCUCCGGUGUUCUUUCUUGUUACAAUACCGACGACGAUCGUAAACAACUUGCCACAUUCCUUCAGGACACAAUAGCCACUCUUGCCGUGAACCAUGCGUCUAUGGAUAGCAUUCAGCUGUCUUUUGCAGAACUACAUCACAACCCUAUUUACCAUGAACUGCUUUUAACAGUACUGUGGAAUGGAGUAGUAGACUCGUCAGCACGUGUGCGAAUCACAACAGCGAAUAUGUUUACGUUGCUUUCUAAGAACAUUCACGAAGGAUUAGUGUCAUCUCGUAUUGUUCCAGCACUCAUUACCCUUGCAGGAGAUGAUGAAAUGACUGUGAGGAUCGCAACUGUUCCAGCAUUUGGUGCAAUUAUAGAGAGUACAUCUCAGAAGGAGACAUUAGAUCGAGUUUACCUACAAUUACAGCAUUUCCUAGAUGACCCUCAGUAUAAAGAUGAACUCUCCAUGUUGGUUGAGAUCAUUCGUAUAUUUGGUGUUGUUGGUCCAAAUGCAGAACCAAAGUUCAGAGAUGAGUUUAUACUUCCUCGACUUGCAGCAAUCGCACACACCAACAAUAACACUUCAAGUCGUAAUAGGCAAUCAGAGGUAGCUAUGGGGCUCUUCGAGGCCUACAGUGCCCUCUCUUGUUGCUUCAUAUCUGAGGUUCAGAUUCGGGAUGCGAUGCUUCCAGGGUUACGGUGCUUACGGCAAGACUUAGAGGCGCUCUCACCUGAACAUGAGGUUGUUGUGACAUCAAUGAUUAAAGACCUCGAAAGUAAAAUUUCAGGCAGAGAAAGAGCCCCAAGUGGUGCAAGUUUAGCAAGCUUGGGUGACUCUGUUGCGAACAUUGGUGAAGAUGCGAAGAGUAAGAUAUUUAACCGUCUUGGCGCCCUCAAGGACAAGUCAUCAGCUUCACGUUCCAAAAUGACUUCCAUGUUUAGCAAAAAGAAAUGAACCAGAUAUUCCAGGUUAUUAUAGCCAAACUUCCCAAAUUGCCAAUAGUACACUGUUGUCAAAAUUAAUUAUAUUAUUAUUUAUUUUAUUAUUUUUACAAUAUUAAUAUAAUUUUUUAUUAUUUGUAAUAUUGAUCAAGUGUCAAAAACAAUUUUUAUUAUUAUUUAUUAUUAAUAACUUUGAAAUAGAGUAUAUAAGUACAGGUUUUUUUUAGCAAAUUCUUGCAUACUAGUUUUUAAAUUCGAUAUGAUAAAAUUACAUUAAAACUGACAGUAAUUUGCAUUAUUUUUAGUUUAAUUUUAAUAUAUUUUUGUAUUAUUAUUUCUUAAAAAAACUUUGAAUGCUUAGGGUUAAAAGAUACAUUAUCUACAAUAUCAAAUUUUAUGUGAACAAUUUGUGUGAAUAUUCCAUAUAUGGGCAUGAUGAUGUCUUACCACAUCCAUAUAAGGAUCAUUUCCCAUAUACAGGCACAUCACAUGUGCUUGAGCUUCGGGGGUAUCUUUUUUUUUUGUGACAGAAUUCCUUUUAAGUUUGCCAGACAAUAUGUGAACAGGUUUUCAUGAAGUACUUUAAGCCUUGUCAGACAAUCAAAUUUAUAUGACAAAGACUAUUGUAUGUCCAUAUAUAGUCAUGAUGUGUCUAUAUAUGGUCAUGACGUGAUGUCAUCACAACCAUAAUUUGGCAUGACACAUUUGUUCUUUUGUCAAAUUUGUUUAAAACAACCAUCCCAGCAAACACAAAACGUUCUUAGAACGUUCGCGAACGUUGUGGUUAUGUAUAUCACAAAAUAGCAUUCACACAGCAUUGUAAGAAUGUGCAAACGUUGUAAAAUUAGGUUUAAUAGUAGUACGUACAUAUGGUUCUAUUUUAUUUAUUUAUUUACCAAAUUUCUAUAGUGCCCUUUUCAUGAAUAAUCAUGUUCAAAGGCGCUUUACAUUAAGAAUACAAUAAAAUAACAGCCAAACUAUAAACAAUUGAGAAUAGGCCUAUCUAAAAUUCAUGACUUGAUUGUAUAAAACAGUUAUAAAAAUAGAAAAUUUGCACAAUAUCUCAAAUCAAGGCAUAUAUUCACCAAACUGUAACGUUGUUAUAACAUUAUUAUGACGUAAUAUUGUUAGCUGGGAUAUAAUCUUAUCUGCCAGAGUCACAGUCCUCCAAAAUUGUUAUCAUUGGUUAAAUAAUUAUGCAUUGUGUACUUAAAUAAACACACAAGCGUUAUAUCAAUCCAUUGUCAUCAUUUAAAUUUUUUAAUAUGAAUGCAAAUUUAUAAACAAGCCUUUAAAGCAUAGAGUUAACACAAAGUGUGCUACUUUUUUUUUAAAACAACUACUGUAAUCCAGAUUUUAACCAACAGAGGGCACAAAUUAAUCCACAUCAACACCUUGUUAUUCAAGCAGUUUAUUGGCCUAUUUAACUUUAGCUUGUCUGGGAGACUCUUCUACACUUAUUAUUUUGGCAUAUAAAUUCAAAGCUACUGGACAUAAAAUACAUAAUACAAAUUACAGUACAUAAAAGAAACAGACAACAAAAAAAUAAAUUAAAAAUUUACUAUAAAAUCCUUUUAUAUACUCAUACAUUUUUUUUUUCAGCAACUUGAGAUUUUUUAUAUCAGUAAUUCAUUAAAACGUCUUAUAAUGCCAAAUUUCAUAACUUUUUUCAAAUAUAUCGAAAAGUCCACUGAUUAAUCUCAGAUAAGAUAGUAUAAUACGUACUCCAAGUAUCGAAAUGCACGCCUUCGUGUCGGGAUUCAAUAUUUUGACAUUAACUAUGUCAUCAUUAUUUUUCAAAUAUUAUUUUAUUUUUGGCAGUUCCUUAAUACUAUUAUUGGAAUAAUCAUAGGAGUUUGUCAAUCAAACUUAACUUACCAAUCAGAACAGCGCCAGUAAUACAGGGGUGUCUCACAAACAUGCAUGUUGUUCCGCACAUGUUUUUUUUUGUGAGGCCUUUGCUGCUUUAUUCAAUGCGUGGGGCUUAGCGGAAAAGGCCUGUUGCUAUUGUUCUUUCAGAAUUAGGACCACUGAGAAAACUGUUUUACCCAAUCCACUAUAAACUCCCCAAAAAUUCUAAAUUAUUGAUUUUGUUGUAAUGUCCAUUUUUUCCAUCGUAUCAUUUCAUGUAUACAGAAUGUUUUAUUAUUUCAUUUGUUGACUUCUUUUAUUUCUAAACAUUAUGCUGUAUUAUUAAUUUAUGACAAUACUAUGAAAUGUUCUACUAAAAUUCACAUGACCAAAUAGUUGUAACGUGUGACAUUUGAGUGCUUCAGACAAAACAUACAGUACGCCUAAAACGUAUUAUGUGUAUAUUAAUAUAUUAUGUAUGAUUGUGAUUAUGUUUAAAUGUUAAAGAAAAUUUUUAAUUUGACAUUGAUUUUACAGCAUAUCUUUUUGCUUAUCAGUAUCAAAUAACUUACAGGGAAUGUUAUGCAUUGAAGACGGGUAUACAUUUAUGAUACAGUAAUUAAUUUGUCAAUUUACAAUAUUGUGUUAGAUUUUAGCCAGCUAGACCAAUUAUGAACUUCUAAAAGUGUGCUAGCAUAACUAGUUUUACCGACAUCUUUACAGUGAAAAAAAUAAAGGAAACCUUUUAUUUUUUUUCUGAAAUUACUAUUUUUUCAUGACAGCGAUUGUGCUAAUUGGCCAAAAAUAAAAUUUUAUAUUUAUUUGAAAUCAUUAUUGGCGGGCGGUUUGUUCGCUAAACAAGGUAUAAAGAAAGUCGUGUAUUUUUUUUUAUACCUUCCAUACACAUGUGGACCACAUUGCUUACAAACCUGAAAACACUGUAAAUUCAUCAAAUUUCCAAAUAAUAGUAUCAUAACAUUUAUUAUGCACCAAUGUAUAUUUAUUUAUUGUAGCACGGCAGGUGUGUCACCUGAAUUUAUAAAGACGGUUCUACUUUAUAAGAGUCGGAGGUUCAAGGGCUGCCAUGCUUUGUUGCAGUUUUGGAAUAGAACUUGGGGGGUUCAGAGGACAAAGUCCCAUGAAGCUUAAGCAUUCAAACUUGUAUAUUUGGAAUUUCAUAAUUAUCAUUUCUUUGUUUGAGGGUAGUUUAGGUAUAAUCAAAGGGGUUUUGUAGUUUAAAUAGAGGCUCAACUAAACCACAGACACCUUCUAACUAACAGGCCUGGCUAGAUGCAUGAUAAGGUUUAUAAUCUGGCUUGUCUUGUUAAACUGUUGGAAAUGGUGUAGUGUUAAACCUCGGUUGUUGGUGUUUUUUCCCGUCCAUUUUGGAUUCUCAAGGACCAUUGAACAGUAUUUUAAUAGAUACAAAUACACAGCGGUGGUGUUAGUAUUUCCUCGACAGGUGAUCCACCCACCUCAGCCCCACCAUGGUUUGGGCUGAAGUAAACAAAAUUUAGUCCAUAUCACUUGGCACACUCAAGCCAGCUAUUUAUGGCUUUGAAAAUGUUUCUAGAAAUUUCUGCUAUAGAUUUUACAGCGACAAGAGAAGCAAAUUAUAAGUUCACAACAAUAGCGCUACAGUACUUCAGAGGUAAAAUUCAGGAAAUGGAAUGACUACCUAAACUUAUUUUAAAUCACAAAAACCUUUAUAAAUACUGUAAUAAGACAUCACUGGACUAUGUGACUCUUAAAUAAGGCAUUUAAGAACUGUAAUAGCUUUUUAAAAAUGUGCUUUUUUUAAAUUUGUGUUUAAGUGGAGAUAUUCAAGGCUUCAGAAAUCAUUGGUGCAAUUACUACAGGAUGCUGUAUAUACUUUAUUAUAUAGUGAUUAUAUAUAUUAACAUUCCUUUCAUAAUUGCAAAUAAAUUGUGUACCUUAACGUUUUCCAGAAAAUAUUUUUUUGAUGCUCUAUUUUGAUUACAUAUUGAAAUGUUCUGUAGGGGAUGUGUACUGUACAUAGGCUAGUUCGGUUGGGUUUCUAAAUAGAAAACUAUUGCUUUUUAAUUAUGAUUUAUACUAUUUCUUUUAUGAUUAUAUUGGUAGACAUUCUUACAUAAAUUUGUCGCGUACUGAAUGAAGUAAAAUAACUCCGAGGUGGUAAGUAAACCUUGUAGUUGGAUUUAAGUCAUUUUAAAUCAGUAAAAUAAUUGGGUUUUUUUUUUUUUGGUUUUUUUUUUGUUUUUUAGUUUAGUUUUUUUUUUUUUUGGUUUUUUUUUAUAGAAACUUGUAAAAAAAUUGUAUAGAACCUCUACAUACAACAUACAGUAUACAAACUUCUAGACAGAUAAAAAAAAUACCAGGUCACCAAUAUAUACUGUAAUUCAAAUCACCAAUUGUAAAAUAUCCAAUAAACAUAGUUUUGGUAUUAUCAUUACAUCUAAUAUUAAUAAUAUUUUAAUACAAAAAAAUGGUAUAGAACCUCUACAUACAACAUACAGUAUACAAACUUCUAGACAGAUAAAAAAAAAUACCAGGUCACCAAUAUAUACUGUAAUUCAAAUCACCAAUUGUAAAAUAGCUAAUAAACAUAGUUUUGGUAUUAUCAUUACAUCUAAUAUUAAUAAUAUUUUAAUACAAAAAAAUUGUAUAGAACUUCUACAUACAACAUACAGUAUACAAAAUUCUUGACAGAUUAAAAAUUACCAGGUCACCAAUAUAUGAUGUAAUUCAAAUCACCAAUUGUAAAAUACCCAAUAAACAUAGUUAUUGGUAUUAUCGUUGCAUCUAUUUCUUUUUUUACAUUUUUUAUUUAACAAACCAUGUUGUCUGAUUACAUCUUUAUUUUUAUUGAUUUAUUUGUUAUUAAGUCAAUAAAAUGAAAAUAUCUAUAUGAUAAAUUUAAUAUGAAUAGUACAAUUAAAAAAAAUGAUAUCAGUUCAUAACAUUAGCUAUGACAGUUGCUAAUUUCAUCUGUGAUUCUUAUUUCUUAAGUAUAUACAAUUUAAAUAUAAUGGUUUGUGUAGUGGCAGGCCCACAAUGGUUUCAUUUUCAAAAAUAUCAAUUGGGAACUGCUUUUAUCGGUACCUUUAUGUAUAAUGCUUUGUCCGCACCAUCAAAUUCUAUGAGACAAGUUAAAAUGUAUAUGCCCAUAUUUGGGUGUAAAGUGACAUCAUUAUUCCCAUAUAUGCUUCUUGUUGUAUUAAGAUCAUUUCAUUAUUAGUUUUUUCUGUUAUUGAGAAAUUUAGCAUUUCAUUUAUUCAUGCUUAAUUUUUUUACAAGCACACUUCAACAAAAAAUGAUCAGGGUGUGCAUUGUUAAAGCCAGGAUUUCCCCGACAGGGAGGUGAUGUCCCCGGUUGGGGGUAAGUCAGUGGGCUUGACAAGGGGCCAGCUCUCCCUGACUAAGGGCCCUGUCAUCAACCCCAAUGGCACCACCACUAAGGGUGUUUAAUCUGUCGUACCUCACAGUUCAGUUUAAAGUGUCUACUACAUGACAAGCGUUAGUAUUUUAUGGUGAAAAUUUGACGUUCAUUGUAAAAAAAAAAUGUCACGGAUAGUUCAAUCUUCCAGUGCUCUUUAUUCAGAGUUUAUUGAUGAAAAAGUAACUAGUUUCAUUCAUAUGGCAUAGCAAAAAAAUAUAUAUAAAACGUCAUAUAAAGCAAUAUGUUUUUAGAUUAUCAAGAUUGAAUAAUAAUAAUAAUAAUAAUAAUAAUAAUAAUUAUUAUUAAUAAUAUUAUUGUUAUAUUAUUAUUAAUUAUUAUUAUUAUUAUUGUUAUUAUUAUUUAUUAUUAUUUCACUAUAUUGUUCUCUAAUUUGUACAUUGUCAAAUUUCCCCGUAAGGCAGGUUUUAAUAACAUAAUAGUAAUGAUAAUAAAAUAAUAGUAUAAUUAAUUAUAAUAUUUAGUCUACACGUUUUUUUAUAUGGUCGGCCGAAGUCGUAUUCUUCUGUUUCCAUUAGUGUUCUAUUUGCUCAUUUUGACCAAUCAGGUGCAAUAAAGUGUACUCCACCAAGAAACUUCUAUAGAUUAAAAAAAAUAAUAAUAAUAAUAAUAAUUUGAUUGUUGCAUUUGAUGUGUGGGUUCUGUGUGGUUUUUUUUUAAAUUUUUUUUUACUAAGAUUUGUACUUAAGUCUUGAUUCUGUAGCUUAGCCCAGUUUUAGAAUGUCAAUAAAAUCUCCUGUGUAUGGUAUAUUAUGAUUUAGUUGGUAUAUUUAAAUUGUUUUCGAUUGAUGACAUCGUUAGGAGAAGCAAGACUGUAUUGUAUUCUGAUAUGUAUAAUACCCAAAAGAAUUAUCAAUAAUUAAUAUAUAUUAUAUGAAAUGUAUGAUGGACUCAUUGGUAUUUUUUUUUUCAUAAUACAAUAAAAAAGUAAAUGAAUAUGA